AUAGGUUCUUGAAAAUUUUCCACUCUUGAUAACCAUAUGUUGAAUGAUUAUGAACGUAGUAAAUUUGUUUAACAAUGUCUUUGCUGUCGAAUACCUUGAACAUAUGGGAAAACAAUCUUGUAUGGCUAUUCAAAAUGACGCUAUUCAUUAUCCUCUUUGUAAAAUCAUUGUUGAGCCUGCAACAGAACAAGGUUGGAAAUCGCAUUUGAUAACCGAAUGCACAAAGAAUCGUAGAAAUUCAAGAUUUAUAUUAAUUGCAUUUGGCUCAUAUUUGGUGCCCUAAUA
Molecule: messenger RNA, 285 nt
Organism: Rhizophagus irregularis DAOM 181602=DAOM 197198
Lineage: Eukaryota; Fungi; Glomeromycota; Glomeromycetes; Glomerales; Glomeraceae
Source: RefSeq, a predicted model, not a curated record